AUGGAGUCCAACACUAUCCGCGACAAUGUCAGAAAAGCAUAUGACAGUAUGGCCGAACACUACCUCGAAUGGACCCAUGCUUCGCACGGCACCCGCCUUGGCUAUAUCCAACGCCUCCUCGACCUCCUCGAGUCGCAACACAAAGACCAAACACCGCCACAGCAAACGCUGCACGCCCUCGAACUCGGCUGCGGUGCCGGUGUCCCUGGCACCCAAUUUCUCAUCUCUAAGGGCAUAAGCGUCACCGCAAACGACAUCUCCAGUGCCCAGAUCUCGCUCGCCCGAACCCAUCUCCCCUCCUCCGUAACGCUCAUCGAAGGGGACAUGAUGGAUCUAGAAUUCCCGGCGGCCCAGUUCGAUUGCGUGAUUGCCCUGUACUCAAUCUUCCACUUACCACGGGAUGACCAGCGCACAAUGCUGCAGCGGAUACGCGGCUGGCUGAAGCCCGGAGGUCUGUUUCUAGGCAGUUUCGCGGCUGGAGAGUUGGAGGAGAAGGAGAAGGCUUGGUUGGGUGCUACGGAUGGGGUGAUGCAUUGGGCUGGUUGGGGAGUGGAACAGACCUGUGCGGUUUUCGGGGAGUUGGGCUGGGAGGUGCUGGUCAAGGAGGUGAAGACUGAGAUUGAGGAUGGUAAAGCUAUUCCGUUUCUGUGGGUGAUGGCGAGAUGA
Molecule: messenger RNA, 666 nt
Organism: Talaromyces proteolyticus
Lineage: Eukaryota; Fungi; Ascomycota; Eurotiomycetes; Eurotiales; Trichocomaceae
Product: putative O-methyltransferase
Exons: 1
Coding region: 1-666 (221 amino acids)
Source: RefSeq, a predicted model, not a curated record